This is a messenger RNA of Dictyostelium discoideum AX4, 1725 nucleotides long. RefSeq lists its product as hypothetical. NCBI's taxonomy places the organism in Eukaryota, Evosea, Eumycetozoa, Dictyosteliales, Dictyosteliaceae. The transcript has a single exon. The record is from RefSeq and is a predicted model, not a curated record. Gene Ontology annotation, molecular function: protein serine/threonine kinase activator activity; protein serine/threonine kinase activity; ATP binding. Bases 1 to 1725 code for a protein of 574 amino acids.
AUGGAAAUUAAUAAUAGUAAUAAUAAUAAUAAUUAUGUUUGUGCACAACAUAAUAGAAUAGAACAUGCCAAUCAUCAUGAUUUACCAGAUAGUGAUUCUGAUUCAUCAUCAAGAGAAGAGGAAUUAAUGAAUAGUAGUGGUGGUGGCAAUGGUAAAGAACCAAUAGGAGAAAAAAAGAAAUUACCAAGUCAUAUUUCAGAAGUUAUCUCUAAUGAAAGAAGAGAAUCAAUUAUUAGAGAACUUCAACAAAUUAAAACUAUAUCAGAUUAUCCAUCUCAAGCCAAUCAAUACAAUUUAAUAGAACCAAUUGGUGAAGGUACAGAGGGUAGAGUUUUCAAAGCCUAUUGUAUACCAUUGAAAGAGAAUGUUGCAAUCAAAGUAGUGGAAUUGGAUAAAAUGGAUCCACAAUUUGUAAAGGAUGUUAUAAAGGAAGUUAAAGUAAUGAAUGGUAAUAAUCAUCCAAACCUCAUUCAUUAUCAUACCUCUUUCUUGGAGAAUAAUCAACUUUGGUUGGUUAUGGAUUAUUUAGGUGGUGGUUCAUUAGCUGACAUUAUGAAAUUUAAAUAUCCAGAUGGUAUCCCAGAGGUGUUGGCAGUAACUGUAUUGAAAUCACUAUUGAAAGGUUUGGAAUACCUUCAUUCUCAUCAAAGAAUUCAUAGAGAUUUAAAGAGUGAUAAUAUUUUAAUUGGUGAAGAUGGUGCAAUUGAGUUGGCAGAUUUCGGUGUUAGUGCAAUGUUUGAAAAGAAUACAUGUUGUAGUAGAAAAACUAUCGUUGGUACACCUUGUUGGAUGGCACCUGAAAUCAUAUCAGAACGUGGCUAUAAUCAAGGCGUUGAUAUAUGGUCAUUUGGAAUCACUGCAAUAGAAUUGAUCAGAGGAAAACCACCAGGUUACGAUUUACCUCCAUCAAAAGUAUUUAUGAAUUUAUUAUUUGGCAAUUCACCAUCACUUCAAGAGGAAGAGGAUAAAGGUGUCUGUAGUCAUCUCUACAAGGAUUUGGUCGAUAAGUGUCUCCAAAAAGAGCCUUCAAAAAGACCAAAUGCCUCCAAACUAUUGGAACAUAAAGUAUUCAAACAAGCAAAGAAAAACAAUUAUAUAGUCUCUCAUUUACUUCAUGGUUUGACUCCAUGUGAAGAUAGAUAUCGUGAAUCAAUGUCACCAGCUUCUUCAAAUACUCCCUCACCAGAUAGUUCAAGACCUUCCUCUCCUGAACAUUAUAAUCAUGGUAAUGUUGUCAACAGUCCAUUACAAAAGAAUAUAAAGCCUUCCUCUUUAAAUAAAUCAUCCUCCUCUUUAGAAUUGAAGAAUAAAAAUUUAAGUAAUCCAGAUUUGGUUAAUAUGCCAAGAGCUGCUUCCCAUCCUGUUGAAUUAAAUGCUUUGGAAUUAAGUUCUGGUAGUGGUCCUUUGUCACAAUCUUCUGAUCUUCCUCAUGGUCAUCUCCACAAAAUUGGUACACCAAAGAAGAAACAUAGUCCAAGUGGUAGUAUAGGUGACAGUCAUGGUUCAAUUUCUCCACCACUUUCUACCUCACCUGAAAAAGAGAGAAAGAAAGGUUUCUUUAAUCAUUUCAGAAGACAUUCAAUCGCUAAAUUAUUUGGUUCACCAAAAGAAGGUGAUCACAAUCAUCAACAUCAUAAAAGUGAAGGUGAUCAUGAGCAUCACCAUUUCCAUUUCCCUUGGAAACAUCAUCACCAUAGUUCUUCUAAUAAUCAUGUCGAAACAUAA